Messenger RNA from Piliocolobus tephrosceles (Ugandan red Colobus), 3106 nucleotides. It is a transcript of the gene NHLH1, whose product is annotated as nescient helix-loop-helix 1. Gene Ontology annotation, molecular function: protein dimerization activity; RNA polymerase II cis-regulatory region sequence-specific DNA binding; DNA-binding transcription factor activity, RNA polymerase II-specific. The coding region runs from base 995 to 1396 and encodes 133 amino acids. Lineage: Eukaryota; Metazoa; Chordata; Mammalia; Primates; Cercopithecidae. The record is from RefSeq and is a predicted model, not a curated record. The transcript has 2 exons. Gene Ontology annotation, biological process: regulation of transcription by RNA polymerase II.
AACAGUGGGUACCAGUUUUAUGAAGGAUAAGAACUUGAGGGCCAGGACCCUAGGGUCCUCUUCUACAUUUUAGUGCAGUCCUCUUGCUGUUUUCUCGGUUUCCCUGUUAGUACCUUGAAGAGUCUUCCUCUCAGGAAAAAGGAGACACCAGGAAGGGGCUGUCCAAGUCACGCUGGGACUCAGAAUGGGGCCAUGGCACUUAACCAUAGCUUGCUCGGAGCCUCUGCCCUGCUGCCUCUGGUGUGGGAGACUGAGGGGGUUCAUCUGUGGUCCUGCCCUGGCUCUCGCCCCAGCCCCACCCCUUCCCCAGCUCUCCAUUUCUUGCUUAUGAAAUAUGCAUGGAGAACAGAUGUCCCUGCUCCCCCACUCCCCGCCCCCCCAGGGCCAGCCCCCGCCCCCAGCUCCCGGGGGGUUCCCAGAUCCCUCUGCCAAUGGCUGCGUGGCCUGGCUGUUUAAUAUUGAUGAAGGGGGGUGGGCCUGGGCCAGCCAAUGGAGAGCUGGGGGUGUGUGUGUGUAUCUCCAUAUAUAUACAUAGGGCUGGGCCAGCUCAGGUGUGUAUGUGUCUGAGGGUGUGUGUGUGAGUGUGGCUGGCCUCAGUACCCUGCCAAGCCUACCACCUCCACCUGGGCCCUACACCGCCACAAUGUGUACCCCUCUUAUCUGCCCUGGAGCCUGUACAGCCAUGCCACGCUGCCCCUGAGAGUCUAGAAAGCUGGUCACUAACUUUGCAGACGGAUGAGCCCUGAGCACCCAGAGGAGACUGGGGCUGUCAGCGCUGCCCCUUGUGCUGCCGGCUUGGAUCCCCUGACAGGGUCCUUCUAGGCUUCAGACUAGAACCCUGACCAUGGAACCCUGAAGUGGCAGUGACUUCUAGAGCUCAGUGGCAGACCCGACGACCCCAGGCCCUUCCUCCCCCUCCCACCACCAGCUUUCAAGCUCCCAGAGGGAGGGGUGGGGAGGGGAUCCUGAUCUCGCAGGGCAGGGGGCUUCCAUCAUGAUGCUCAACUCAGACACCAUGGAGCUGGACCUGCCGCCCAACCACUCAGAGACUGAGUCGGGCUUCAGUGACUGUGGGGGCGGGGCGGGCCCUGAUGGUGCUGGGCCUGGGGGUCCGGGAGGGGGCCAGGCCCGAGGCCCAGAGCCGGGAGAGCCUGGUCGGAAAGACAUGCAGCAUCUGAGCCGCGAGGAGCGCCGGCGCCGGCGCCGCGCCACAGCCAAGUACCGCACGGCCCAUGCCACGCGAGAGCGCAUCCGCGUGGAAGCCUUCAACCUGGCCUUCGCCGAGCUGCGCAAGCUGCUGCCCACGCUGCCCCCCGACAAGAAGCUCUCCAAGAUUGAGAUCCUGCGCCUGGCCAUCUGCUAUAUCUCCUACCUGAACCACGUGCUGGACGUCUGAACUCGGCCUGUCUCCCACCUCCCGGACUUCUCUGGGGCCCCUUUCCACCGCUCACUGCUUAGAAUGGCCGCAUCCUCCCUGAGCCCUUAAACCUUGGCAUGGAGUCCCAAAGGCCCUGGGCCCAGGCAGAGAGCCCAUGGGCUGGUCAUGAGGGCAUCUUUCUUUCACUGACCCAGGCACCUCGAGGGCUUUUCUCCUGGGUUCCUCCCGGGGUUUAUUGCUGAGGCCCUGCUGUGCAGAAUUGUCUGCUAGUGUGGUUGGUAUGGAAUCCUUGCUAGCUUUACUAAGCCAGCCGCACUUGGAGUCUGCCCCCAAGCUCUCCCACGGAAUGCUGCCUCUUCCACCCCUAUGUCCAAAUUUUCAGGGACUACAGACCCCAGCUGUGUAUCCUAACUGUUCUAGCUUCUCCUGCCCUUGGUGGGGAUGGGCUGUCAGAACUGCAAGGGAGGAACACUGGGAUUAGAGUGGGAGUGGGCUUCUUCCUUCAAGAUCUCAGUCUCUCAGUGCUUGGCAGAGGGGCAGGGCCCUGGGGAGGCAGGGGUUGGUGCCCUGACUCCCGUGAGGGGAAUCUCAGUAGCUGGGAAUUAUGGAAAAACUCUUCCUGUUUCUGCCCAUCUUGUUCCUGUGGCUUAGCACAUACAGACCUCAGAUCUUACUUGGUAGUGAGUGCCUUGCCCUCUCCGAGCUAUUUGGCCACUUCCCUGCCCCUCUGACUCCUACCGUCCCAAUUUGCUCCCUCCCUGUGUGUCACUAGAGAAAAAAACAAAAAAACCUAGAUCCCGGAUUAGGGGAUGACAUCCCAAACAGCCUGGAGUAUUUGAGAAGGCUCAGGCAACGAGUGGGCCACAUCUCACUUCUGCUUCCUCCAUCUCAACCCACCCUGAAAAUGUGCAGCACCCUCACUGGUUCCUGCCCCUCGCAAGGAGGGUGCCUGAGUGUUGCCCUCUGGGAAUGCUCAGUUCUCCUGGCCCUAGGACCUACUUAUUAAACUUUUUUUUUUUUUUUUUUUUUCCUUGAUCUGCUUUUGGCAAGGGAAGAGACCCCCAACUCUGUGUCCCUACUCCAUGUUGCUGAUCCCCACCUGCACACUAUAACCCAGGGUCAGCAGUAGAAUGAAGGGCCUUAGAACCUGCAUAGAAGAAAUGAACUCACUGCAUUUCUGUAUUCCCUUCUCCCUCGCAACAAACUCCUAGCUCUACAAGUAUAUUUAUUUAUUCAUCUAUUUAUUUACUUAUUUAUUUAUUUAUUUAUAAAUAUUGCUAUUUAUUGCCGAGUUGUGCACUUUGGGAUAGAGUGAGGGGCUCCCAGCAGCUCUCGCUGGGUCUUUCUUGCUUCCUCCCUGUUACUCCUCUCCUUUUCUUGCUCCUUCUUCAACUCUUGGUGUGUGUGAGCAUGCCCUUUGCUCGCCACACCAUAUCCUUUCCCCAGAUCCACCUGUCCUGACACUGUAGUCCUCCAGGAUAGUGCUCCUCCCCCAGCUUCGGGGCUCCUGGAUGUCCUUCCUCAACGCCCUCCACCCCUAGACAGUCCCACCCGGUCCCGUCUGCCUAUUUUCUCUCCCCAGCCUGCCCUGUGACCCUUGCUUCUUCCUGAUACUCCCAAGAGCAGGCCCCAGGGGUCUGUGUCCUAUAUCUGUGUGUGAUUCCUUCUGGUUGCAUUCCCAAUUUCAUACAAAAGGAAAAAUAAAAGUGACCUCGUUCUAGCACCAGG